Mycosarcoma maydis (corn smut) is the source of this 4119-nucleotide messenger RNA. RefSeq names its product tethering complex subunit PEP5. The record is from RefSeq and is a predicted model, not a curated record. The transcript has a single exon. Lineage: Eukaryota; Fungi; Basidiomycota; Ustilaginomycetes; Ustilaginales. Gene Ontology annotation, biological process: intracellular protein transport; vacuole organization; organelle fusion. Bases 1 to 4119 code for a protein of 1372 amino acids. Gene Ontology annotation, cellular component: endosome; HOPS complex. Gene Ontology annotation, molecular function: protein-macromolecule adaptor activity; protein binding.
AUGCCCCACCAAGCGGGCACUACCGAUGGCGAGAUCGGCACGGCGGCGGCAGCAGCCGCGGCGACAGCAGCAGCUGGCCCAGCAUGGCGACAGUUCUCCUUUUUCGAGUCAUCUCCAGUGCGAGAUCUCGACGACUUUUCAAAAGCACCGUCUGCACUUCGACAUCCGAACGAAGUGGCGGCGGUUUGCCAGUGUCCCGUUCGACCCCCAGCGUCCGUUCUGAUCAGUAGUACAGACCCAAAUCCAUCAUCGACGGCAGUGGUGUCCACCUCUGUUCACUUCGGCGCUGACCCAUCGCAAUCAGCAGAAGACACCACAAAAUCACCAAAGGCUGAACGGAAGCAACCGUGUACGCUCGUCGGCACCAUACAAGGGAGGAUCAAGGUGCUAGACCCAGAAACGUUCCAGGAACUGUCGACGUGGGAUGCCUUUUCUUCAGCGGGCGUGGCAGGUCGAGUGACACAUCUGUCUUGCGAUACUCGUGGCAGAGUUGUCUCUCUGGGCGAAGAAGAAAGCUCCCGCUUUCCCAUCUUGAGGAUCUGGGAUCUUCGCAGUGGACGUACUCCCUCGAAUCAAACCGCCGCAGGAGCCGAGUCGAACGACGCUUCGGCAACUACCCAAAAGGUCGCUUGGAUGCCGCGCCUGCUAGCCGAAGGGAAAGUGCAGCACGGUAGUCGACCUCAUCCCAUUGCAGCUGUCACGCAUACGCCUUCGCUCUCCUACCUCUCAGUCGCACUGGCUGAUGGAACGGUGCUGCUGAUCCGUGGACUCGAAUCUGCGCUGAUGUCGGCCGCGAGCAAUGCCGGAAUUGCAUCGGCAAUGUCCUUGACGAGACCGACACCCGCGAUUGCGCUGCCCAAAUUCAAGGUUGUAUUUCAACCUACAAGCUCAGACUCUGGUGCGCACGAGCCCGUCACGGCACUCGGCUUUUCAGAGGCUGCUGCGCCCAUCACGGUUCAUACCACAGCAGCAAGCAAGAAAGACAACAGUGGGGGCCCAUCCUACGAGCCUAGAGUGAUGCACAGCUCCAGAGGUCGCAAAGGUGCAGCUAGUCGCUCUAGAGAUCCGCGCAACGCCUCCAAUGCGAAUUCAGCUGCUACGACGCAGCCAGAGACUACGGUAUUGCCAUCAGCAGUCCACCUUUUCAUCGUCACUCUCUCGCGCGUACUUCGCUACGUCGUUGCUGGCAAAGGCGCAGGUGGAAGCCCUGCUGUGCUUGAUGACGUUGGAGGAGCACUUGGAUGUGCAGCCGUCAUCCCACCUCGUUCUUCUCCAGCCACGCCUGGCGCAAAUGCGAGCGGCUUACAGCUGUCCGAGACCCAGAGCAACAUGGGCUCUGCAGGAAAAAUGGUCAUCGCCCGCAACGAAGCCAUCUACGUGAUCGGUCAAGAAGGACGAGAGGCGUGCUUUGCCUACGAAGGUCCGAAAUCUUCCAUCCACCUUUCGGCAUCGCAGGUCAUCAUUGUCUCUCCACCUUACACACCCUCCACCUCUGCUUCGUCGUCAUCUGCUCGCAAUUUGAUCGGCAACCGCGAUUCGCCUCUGACGACGCCGACAUCGCGCAAAGGUUCGAUGAUCCCCGCCGAGAUUGCCAAGGUUACGAUCUUUGACCUGGACAACAAGCUGGUAGCGUUUACUGGCACGUUUGAGACUGGGAUUCGUGAGGCGUGGGUCGGUUCGGCAGGCGAGGUGCUCAUCCUAGCUGACACCGGCGAGUUGACGAGGCUCGACGAAAAACCACUGCGAGCGAAGCUGGAUGUGCUGUAUCGCAAAAGUCUAUUCCUUCUGGCUGUCAACCUGGCCCGUUCGCAUAUGCAGUCUGCAGCCAAUCAGGAUGUGUUCGCUCGAACCGAAGCACUGAUGGGUGACAUUUAUCAACGAUAUGGAGAUCAUCUCUACAACAAAGGCGACUAUGAUGGCGCCAUGGCGCAGUACGUCAAGACCAUCGGACAUACCCAACCCUCGUUCGUCAUUCGCAGAUUUCUCGACGCUCAGCGAAUCACUAACCUGACCACCUACCUGCAAGAGCUUCACACGCAAAAUCUGGCCAGCUCAGAUCACACAACACUGCUUCUCAACUGUUACACCAAGCUGAAGGACGUUGCUUCGCUCGACAAAUUCAUCAAGCGGCCACAUGUCAGGCCAUCUUCGGCAGCUGCUGCUGCCGAUGAAGAUGGUGUAGACGGCGAAGGCGCUGCCGAGGACCGGGACGAGCUUCCGUUCGAUUUGGAGACAGCAAUGCGUGUCUGUCGUCAAGCUGGAUAUUUUGGACACGCAGCUUAUCUGGCUAAGCGGUACGGCGAGCAUCGGGAAUACCUGCGAAUUCAGAUCGAGGAUGCAAAGGAUUACAGUGACGCUCUGCUGUACGUACGCGGCUUGGAGGCGGAAGAUGCGAUUGCAAGCAUGGUACAGUAUGCCAAGACGCUGCUGGGAGAGUUGCCGGAUGAAACCACUGAACUGCUGAUUGAGUUGUGCUCUGGUGCAUUCCGGCCUGAUCCGGACGCAGCUCAGAAAGCCCAGCGGGCGCAGCACGAGGAGAGCGAGGCCAAGGAGCAACCGACCAAAUCGGCCGCUGCGGCGUACCUCAGCUAUCUGCAAGUUGGCGGGUUUGGCAAGACAAACAAUUCUGCCGACGCUACAACUGCUGGUAGUGCAGCUGGAGCGAGCUCGCGCGCUGGAACAGGCAGCAACACGCCCGCGCGACGCAACUCGACUGCUCUCGUUGAGCCGUAUACGGUUGGCGGCGAGGGAAGCGGCAAAAAUGCGACGCGUCCAUCUAGCACUGUCAAAAUCACGGGCGAGGUCGAUGCCGAUGCCUCUUCGGGUGACGCAGCAGAUGCAAGCGGAGUUUCUGGUGUAAAUACAGAGCAGGAUAAGAUGGACGCAUAUCCGGUGCCAUCCCCGCGAACCUAUUUUGCGCACUUUAUCCAGCAUCGUCAACACUUCACGCGCUUCCUUGAGGUGGUUGCUCUCGCGCGAUGGGGUCAAGUUGUCAAUAUGGAUGGCGAGCUGCCGGCCGACCAUACUCUUUCACCGGUGCAGGCGAAGAAUGCACCGGCGUACAGCGAAAAGGCGGGCGGCGAAGAGUACAUGGAUGACGUUGAACGUGCGCUUCGCGAGCUCGGCUUGGACAGCAAUGAUGAAGACGCGUACGAAAAUCAAGAGUUGUUGGAUCAGAAAUCGAUCUGGAAUACGUUACUCGAGCUCUACCUUUCAUCUUGCUCGCCAUCGGGAUCGCAGCGACAGCGAGCGCUUCGGUUGCUGCAACAACACUCGACACUGCCGUAUGACAUGAGCCACGCAGUCAUGCUCUGUUCGAUGGAAAACUUUGACGAUGGACUGAUCCUGCUGUAUGAACGAAUGGGCAUGUACGAAGAAGUGGUACGACUACACAUGGACUCGGCGCUUGUCGAAGAAGAGGAUGCGUCCGGUAGCAGCAGUGGGAAAGUGAUCGCAGCACUUGCUCGGUAUGGAUCGUUACAACCGGAGCUGUACGAUCUGGUGCUGCGAUUCCUGGUCUCAUCGCCGAUUCUGCUUUCGCGACACACGUCGGAUCUGUUGUCAAUCCUGAACGUGAUUCGCGAGAAAUCGCUCAUGUCGACGCUGGAGAUCGUGCAGACACUCUCCUCUACGCCACACACGCAGGUUGGCGUGAUUCGAGACUUUAUCAUCUCAUCGAUCUCAUCCACGCUCACGUCGACCAGCCACGACGCUGCAGCGAUUGCGGACUACAAGCAGUCUACCACGGAAACGCUUAGGGAGAUCUCGGAACUGACGGAUGCUGGUGGAACGCGCGUGUUCCAGAUGACGAGGUGUACGGCGUGCGGUGGACAGUUGGAUUUACCGAGCGUGCAUUUCAUGUGCAAGCACAGCUAUCACCAGCGGUGUUUGGGAGAGGAAGAGGCGGAGUGUGGCGCGUGCGCGGUGCAUCAGCGGCGGGUGAGGGAUGCAAGGAGGAGGAUGGCCCAAGAGGCGGUGGAGGUGAUCGAGAAAGCAAGACACGAUGGUCCGACACAGAUCAGGCUCCGUGCGGAUCACACCGAUGCAGAAGCGUUCGAUCAGUUGGCUGCGUGGUUCGGCCUGCCUAUCAUGGGUGUUGCUCAUGCGGUUGAGAUGUAA